GCGAUGCCUUGGCAGCAGCGGCAGCAGCGUGGUUGGAGACAUUAGCAGCUUGUUGGCCAGCUGCUGCUGCGGCGGUCGGCGGCGAUACGGGAGACAGUUGAGCCGAUGUUGUUGCGCCGUGGGGCCCAGUGACAUGUGAUUAACCCAAAAGGGCACGUUUGCAGCCAUUCCGCUCGGAAAUAUGUAAAUCGGCGGCAUGAAAUCGAUACAUUCGCUUUCAGUUGAACGCCAACCACGUGGUAGUUAACGUGUUCCCCGCCGCCGCGCCGCUUUACACCAAAUCACACGCUCCAAAGCAAAGUUUCUCGCGCCCGUUCCCGUUCUCACGGAGUAGCGCGUGCCGCGGAACUAAUCUGUCGGUGUUUUGAACGCGGCCACGGUAGUUGUUGGGGUUUCACGGCACUGUGUGCGUAGCAGCCAUGGUGCCGUGUGCUAAACUUAGCUUAGCAUGGCUAACGAGUCGGCUACCAGGACGCACUCGUUUUCUAACCGCGUCGUGUGCGCGCGGACUCGCGUCCACGCGUGUGUCUUGGCGUGUUUAACUGAAAGGUGUCGUGAGUGCGACUGGGUGUCUCCGUCCCGGAGCAGCAGACCAGAGAGUGGCCGCUUAGCUUCGUGCUAACGGUGGAAAGCAUUGUUCUCCACGAUGCCAGGGGGCCUGCUGCAGCUGCUGCUGCUGGCGGAGUCACAUUUCACUGUUGCUGCUGUCCAGACUGCCCGACGCGCCCUCCGGCGGCCAUGUUGAAGAGCCACAGCUGACAACAGCUGAUUUCAUCUCUAAACUUUAAUAACAGCGGCACGUUUCAACUGCGUGGGAUGGAUGCAUUUGUUUGCUUAAUGGUUCACGCACUUCUCCCCCUGAUCAAAUGCAACAAAGAGGGGUUUGCCACCAUAACAUCCAAUCUCGUGGGGCGGUGUGUGAGUGAGGGGGCACUGAGUUCAGCCAAACUCCAAGAUCUCCAUGCGGCUAAACUGAGGAAUCCUGGCCAACAUCCCCCUCAGUCCGGAGACGGCCCAGGACCAGGAGAGACGAAUCCGCCGUGAGAUUGCCAACAGCAAUGAACGCCGGCGCAUGCAGAGCAUCAAUGCCGGUUUCCAGUCUCUCAAAACAGUCUUGCCCCACACAGACGGAGAGAAACUUAGCAAGGCGGCCAUCUUGCAGCAGACAUCAGACUACAUCUUUGCCUUGGAGCAGGAAAAGACGCAGCUCCUGGCACAGAACAACCAGCUCAAACGCUUCAUUCAGGAGUUUAGCGGCUCAUCACCCAAGAGGAGGCGAGCAGAGGAAAAGGAUGAAGGCAUCGGGUCUCCAGACACGCUGGAGGAGGAGAAGGUUGAGGAGGUGAGGAGGGAGAUGUUAGAGCUGCGACAGCAACUGGACAAGGAACGCUCCGCUCGUCUGCAGCUGGAGGAACAGGUGCGAGCUCUGAACUCCCAGCUGCAACCAGAGCGUCUGAAGGUGAUCACUCAGCAGGUGGAGGAGGAGCAGGCGCUCAUCCAGAGCCAGACGCUGUUACGGCUGCAGCAGAUCCACGCUGCCGACAGACAACCACACAGUCCACAGGUGCUGGCGUCUCCCACCCCCCCUGCCCCAACCCGCCACCCCACGGUCAUCGUUCCAGCCCCGACACUAACCCAGCACCCCCACCACCACGUCACCGUGGUGACCAUGAGCCCUUCUGUCCACACCAGCACCGUGUCCACGUCCAGACAGAACCUGGACACUAUUGUGCAGGCCAUCCAGCACAUCGAACGCGCUCAGGAGAGGAGAGCGAGUGCCGAGGAGGAGCAGAGACGAGCCGUCAUCGUUAGCCCCGCCCACGUCGCCAUGGACACCGCCUGCUCAGACACAGACACCGACACAGAGGCCGAGGACUGCUCGAUGAACUGAUCCCCCCCCCACCCCAUGAACUCACAUACACACACACAAACACUUAAAUACCUACUCACUGUAAGAUUCCCUCCAGGAGCUUGACUACUUUAAAAAAAAUAAUUUCGUUGGCAUUACCCAAACUCCUAAAUCCAGUGGUUAAGCUCUGUGUCAGUCUUGUACUGUAAAAUCAAAAAAAAAUCGUAUGGUCAUCGCGAGAGGAGGCCCUGUGGGAUUUCUGGAAGCUGUUUUUCAAUGCCAGAGCCGGCCUGUGGCGACUUGGAAACUCGAGGGUCUCCUCGUGUAAAAAGCUCUCGUCACCGGUCCGUCCUCCUGUGUGUUUGUGUGUGCUACAUGCAGUCGCAGUAUCACAGUUAACUGUCGUCACUGGCACGCUGACAGUAUUAUUUGUGCGACAAAUUGUUGGAGCCAGUACAGUGGAGAGUUGAAUGUAACAACACAAUAAGCAAGCAGCUCUUGAAUCUGAAAAGGGACAUGGAGUUGCAGAUAUUUCUUCCACCAGUCUUAAUUACUUAGUCUUUUUGUUUCCUGGUCGGCUCGGUGAUAUUCUAGUGCCAGUGGCCACGAAACUCAACUUAAACUACAACAGAAGGCAUUUCUAAAUUAAAAAGUUAGGGACUAAUUAAAACUUAAUAUCAAAGUAAAUUUGAGGAAAGAUGUUUAUUGAAAUUAUGUCUGAUUUACUUGAAACAGGUUGUGUUUUUGAUAUCUAAAUAAGCCCUUAUAAAAUAAGCUGUUGAACAAUU
Cyclopterus lumpus (lumpfish) is the source of this 2637-nucleotide messenger RNA. Its product is annotated as transcription factor AP-4-like. Gene Ontology annotation, molecular function: protein dimerization activity; RNA polymerase II cis-regulatory region sequence-specific DNA binding; DNA-binding transcription factor activity, RNA polymerase II-specific. Bases 1073 to 1891 code for a protein of 272 amino acids. Gene Ontology annotation, cellular component: nucleus. The transcript has 8 exons. Lineage: Eukaryota; Metazoa; Chordata; Actinopteri; Perciformes; Cyclopteridae. The record is from RefSeq and is a predicted model, not a curated record. Gene Ontology annotation, biological process: regulation of transcription by RNA polymerase II.